Messenger RNA from Mesocestoides corti, 1779 nucleotides. Lineage: Eukaryota; Metazoa; Platyhelminthes; Cestoda; Cyclophyllidea; Mesocestoididae. The record is from the annotation of a GenBank genome assembly.
AUGGGUUGUCACGCAUUCUUCUCAAGAAAUAUUGGGCCCGCUCUGGUUUCUUGGUUUUUACUUUUUGCAAUUUCUUCUCUUUAUCUCAUAUUCGUUUGCUGGGAAUUUAGCCAGACACAUGGUUAUGUCAUUAUUACCCUUCAGUCCGUCUUGCUUUUUAAUGUGAUCUCCAACUUUGCUCGUGCUACAUUUAUGGAUCCUGGGUACUUACCCCGGGGUGUACCUGGAGAAAAAGUGAUGGUUAAUGAUAAGUCAUCGCCUCCCAGGCCACUCAUGUAUAAAACUGUACAGAUAAAUGGCAUAUCAACUCGUCUGAAAUGGUGUGUCACCUGCGAAAUUUACCGGUUGCCUCGUUGCUCCCACUGCUCCAUCUGCAAACAUUGUAUAGACACUUUCGAUCAUCACUGUCCUUGGGUAAAUAACUGUAUCGGAAGGCGAAAUUACCGGUUUUUCUUCCUCUUUCUGCUUUCCCUCACCUUUCACAUGAUUAUGACUUUUACCAUCUCCCUUUUAUUCGUACUGGAACGACAGCAAAAUCUCAUGACAACUGAGGGAAUCAUAGCGAAUGUAAUUCUUAUUCUUGUAGGCCUUAUUUUUAUCCCAGUGAUGGGACUUACCGGAUUUCACAUAUACCUUGUUUUCAAUGGCUUGACGACAAAUGAACAGGUAACCUCAAAGUACGGCGAAAGUCGCAGUCCUUUUGACCAUGGGCUAUGUAGCAACUGCAACUACAUGUGCUGCAGACCUCUUGGACCACUACUCAUAAGGAAACCCGUAACUGGCGCGGCAAUGCAACUUAAUUUGCAAGAUAAAUAUCGGCAAAAGCAGCGACGGUCUAGAAAAGAAUUGCGCGUGAAUGCUGUUAACGGGAAAGUGGAUGUGGUCGCAGCGGACGUGCAACAACUUAACAAGAAUAACGCUCCUGCUUCUUAUCCCAUUGUUAAGAUGUCAGAGUUGUCCAGUCGUGUGGACAAUAAUUCCUCGUGCUCACCCAAGGACCUUCUUCUACGGUGCAAUAAUGAAGAUAACUCCCUAACGCAUACACCUAAUCUUUCUUUGACCAAUAAAAGAGACGAACCGAAAUUCCCCAACAUCCCCUACCAGGGAACUGGGGGUAUGUAUUCGGAGAAAUUGCCGACUGGGUUUUAUCGCCCUAGCGAGAACCCAAAUGAUGUCAACCUUGGCGAGUCCAGUGGGCGGAUAUUUUCUUGUAAGCACGUUGGGGAGAGUCAGUCAUCACAGACAAAUUAUCUCUUAAAUCGUCAUCAAGUUGAUUUCAACCCCUCAAUUCCAUACUCUUCACCGGGCAGUGUACCACUUGUGCCACCGCAUCUACCCAGCCGUUCCUCAUCCAUUCGCACCGGAACUCAAGAAGUCCCCAUAUCACGUCAACAGGUGUUAUUUGGUCCGAAAAAUCUUGUUACCUCUUCGUCUUCCCGACUUAAGACCUUUGAUGGCUCUCCAAGGUUGGACGCCCAGUCCUCCCGCCGUAGGCAAAUGCCUUCGUUUGUUGUUGGUGGUGGUUUUUCAAAGUAUCCAAUCAAACAGGCACGGACUCCCGUUCACUCUGCGACUGCUCGAGGCCCGCUGAAGGAUAAACGUCCGCAGCAUCAUGGGGUCCGUCAGCAACCAUACAGUUUGCCGCCCACAAACGAAGGCUUCCAUAUAUCGCCACAGACAAUUUCUGACUACCGCUUCGCUCAACAGCCUCUCCAAAAUUCUCAGACUAUCAUUUCCUCGGAGGAGGCGCCUGAUGGGACUUUUGAAAUCUCGGUCUGA